Messenger RNA from Lasiodiplodia theobromae, 1638 nucleotides. RefSeq names its product Benzoate 4-monooxygenase cytochrome P450. The record is from RefSeq and is a predicted model, not a curated record. NCBI's taxonomy places the organism in Eukaryota, Fungi, Ascomycota, Dothideomycetes, Botryosphaeriales, Botryosphaeriaceae. The transcript has 5 exons. Gene Ontology annotation, molecular function: oxidoreductase activity, acting on paired donors, with incorporation or reduction of molecular oxygen; iron ion binding; heme binding. The coding region runs from base 1 to 1638 and encodes 545 amino acids.
AUGGACAUCUUCGUGUCUCAUCGCCAUGCUGCCUGGAUAGCAGUGUCCAUCCUCUAUGGCAUUAUCACCCACAUCCGCUGGUUUAAGCGGUUCGAGCUCGACAGGUACCCGCUGCAGGUAGCGGGCGUAUUCGUGGCCUCUUCGGUCGUUCUCGUGAAGUCAUUGCAGUCCUACUCUGCUUCCUUUGCUCUCAUCGCUACCUACCUUCUUGGGCUUUGUCUCAGUACCUUGGUGCAUCGCGCGCUAUUUCAACCUCUGAAGCGAUUCCCCGGGCCUUUCGCUGCGCGGUUAUCUAAGUUCUGGGCCAUGCGUCAAGCGGCAAAGACGCAGGGCCAAUGGUACAAGUUCAACCUACAGCUCCAUGCAGAGUACGGAGAUUACGUCAGAAUCGGCCCUCGUGAUCUUUCGAUCACUGAUCCGAACGCGAUAAUCCCAAUUUUGGGUCCGUCAGCCAAGACAAGCAAAGGCCCCUUCUACGGGUCACUGGAAGAGUCGGUUCAUACAACACUGAACAAGGAGUUCCACCGCCAGAGACGUCGCGUAUGGGACAACGGCUUCAAGGCUGCGCUCGAAGACUUUGCACCUCGAGUUGAGGCGGCUACCGAUGAGCUUCUCUUGGUGUUGGCGCAGCACAGCCAAAGCGGUACGCCAGUCAUGUUCAACCAGAUGAUCCAGCGGUACAGCUUUGAUAUCAUGUGCACACUGGCGUUUGGAGAUGCAAGGGGCUACCUGACUGGAAAAACUACGGUCGAGGACGAGGUAAUCUUCAAGAGCCUUCACGACAGUCUAGACGUCAUUGGCCUGUUCGUGCACGCGCCUUGGAUGAUCAAGAUCCUUGAGGUCUGCUCCAUGAUUCCAGGACCAAUGAAAAGACUAAAUGAUUGGUCUGCGAGAAAGGUCGAGCUGCGGAGGCAGAUGAAGAACCCCCAGCCGGACAUUAUGGGCCACCUCAUGGCUCACACGCCUGACAAUGCGGCAGGCCGAACGCUCCUCAAUGCAGAGUCUCGCCUUAUCAUCGGUGCCGGAAGCGACACGGCGUCGGGCGCCCUCGCCAUCAUCUUCGCCUAUCUGGCCGCCCACCCGGCGCACCUCUCGCGGCUGCGCGAAGAAGUCGCGCCCGCCCUUGCCACGGGAGCCUACACGUGCGUGCGUCCAGCCCUGCCGCUCCUCGACGCCACCAUCAACGAGUGCCUGCGCCUGCACCCGCCCGUCACCUGGGCCUCAUCGCGCGUCACGGGGCCGGCCGGCCUGCACAUUCCCAGGGAUGAUGGCCAAGGCACGACAACGACGACGUACAUCCCGCCCGACACGAUCGUCUCGAUCCCGCCGUGCGCCGUGGCGCGCGACCCGCGCAACUUCGUCGACCCGGACGCCUUCCGCCCGGAGCGCUGGACGACGGAGCCGCACCUGGUGCGCCGCCGCGAGGCCUUCAUGCCCUUCCUGAUCGGGCCCUACCAGUGCCCCGGCAAGGGCUUGGCCAUGAUGGAGCUGCGCAGCGCGGUCGCGCGGACGGUGGCGCGGUUCGACGUCGUGUGGAUGGAGGAGGAGAGUUUGGCGCAGUGGGCGGACGGCAUCAAGGAUCACUUUACGAUGGGGGUGCCGAGGUUGAGGUUGGGGUUCAAGGAGAGGAAAGGAUGA